UAACAACACCACAUUUAACACCCGUGACAGUAAACGAGAUCCAACUGCUUGGACAUCACUGAAACCGUCAAGUUUAACGAGUUUAAAGCGAUAUUUAUCGUUGUGAAAAGUUGCGCUGAAACCUAUGACAACAUGAUAUGAGCAUCGCUGGUCGGGACUAAAAUAAGAAUAAAAUGGGAUGUCUUGCUUUGAUAACAGCAUGUAAAGGCACGGCGCUUCUGUUUUGUGUCAUUCUUCAGGUUCUAAAUGCAGAGAACUCAACAACAGUUGAAAGUAACACAGCGCCCCCUGUCGAUACAAGCACUUCUUCAACUGAGACUCCAACAUCAACUGCUACAACACAUGACACCACCACAGCGCCCCCUGUAACUACAAGCACUUCAUCAACUGAGUCUCAAACAUCAACUACUACAACAGUUGAAAGUACCACAGCGCCCCCUGUCGACACAAGCACUUCAUCAACUGAGUCUCCAACAUCAACUGCUACAACAGUUGAAAUUACCACAGCGCCCCCUGUCAACACAAGCACUUUUUUACCAACAUCUACAGCUACAACACUUGACACCACCACAGCGACCCCUGUCACUACAAGCGCUUCUUUAGCUGAGUCUCAAACAUCAACUGCUACAACAGUUGAAAGUACCACAGCGCCCCCUGUCAAUACAAGCACUUCUUCAACUGAGUCUCCAACAUCAACUGCUACAACAGUUGAAAGUACCACAGCGCCCCCUUUCAAGACAAGCACGUCAGCUCAGUCUCAAACAUCAACUGCUACAACACUUGACACCACCACAGCGCCCCCUGUCGAUACAAGCACUUCAUUACCAACAUCAACAGCCACAAAGCUUGACACCAUCACAGCGCCCUCUGUUAAUACAAGCACUUCUUCAACUGAGUCUCAAACAACUUCUACAACACUUGACACCACCACAUCGCCCCCUGUCAACACAAGCACAUCAGCUCAGUCUCAAACAUCAACUGCUACGACAUUUGAAAGUACCACAGCGCCCCCUGUCUAUAGAAGCGCUUCUUCAACUGAGUCUCCAAUAUCAACUGCUACAACACUUGGCACCACCACAGCGCCCCCUGUCAAUACAAGCACUUCAUUACCAACAUCAACAGCUACAACACUUGGCACCACCACAGCGCCCCCUGUCGAUACAAGCACUUCAUUACCAACAUCAACAGCUACAACACUUGACACCACCACAGCGCCCCCUGUGAAUACAAGCACUUCUUUACCAACAUCAACUGCUACAACACUCGACACCACCACAGCGCCCCCUGUCGAUACAAGCACUUCUUCAACUGCUACAACAGUUGAAAGGACCACAGCGCCCCCUGGUGAUACAAGCACUUCAUUACCAACAGCUACAAGGCCAGAUGUGAUCAGGAAUCUCACAGCAUCUGAAAUCUCAACAUCAUCGGUGCUUCUGAAAUGGGAUAAACCUCUCGGAGAUGGAUUUUCCUUUAAAGUACAAUGGACUGGUGAUGGAACAGGGGUAAAAGUAACCAAUGACACAUUCUAUAAAAUCACUGGACUAACUCCUGGUGUCCAGUACACAUUCAAGAUCACCGCUGUUGCGGCAGAUAACUUGACAGAAGGAGAUCCUUUUGAUUUUUCAACGUGUACCAAGCCAGAAGUGAUCAGGAAUCUCCAAGCAUCUAAAAUCAAAACAACCUCUGUGUUUCUGAAAUGGGAGGAGCCUGUUGGAAACAGAUCCUUCUUUAAAGUUCAAAGGACAAAAAAAGACAGAAGUGACAGUUCCACAGUUAUUGACACAUAUUUGAGUUUCACUGAUCUAAAUCCUGGAGUCACUUACGAAUUUUGCAUCAGGGCCGUUGCAACAGAUAAUAAUACAGAAGGUGAACUCAUCUGCAUCUUAGUUACAACAGAGGGUCCUGACAAUACUGGGAUGAUUGUUGGCAUAACUCUGGGUUUGUUCUGUUUCAUCAUAAUCAUCAUUCUUAUUUUAUUCAUCUAUACAAGGAGGCGAACAAAACCCAGAGAAUAUCCUACAGAUAUUCCAAUCGAUAACAUUAGGAAUCAAUUUAGUACUGCUUUAAGAAUGGAAGAUUAUGAAGAGUAUUAUAGGAGGAAACAUGCAGACUCCAACUGUGGUUUCGCUGAAGAGUAUGAGGAGUUGAAAACUGUCGGAACUGCUCAGGCCAAAAAUUCAGCACUGGCUAUUGAAAACAAGGCAAAGAACCGCUACAAUGAUGUGUUACCUUAUGAUGCUUCAAGAGUUAAAUUAUCUAUGUGUGGCAACCCCUUUGAAGACUACAUCAAUGCCAACUAUAUUCCGGGCUACAAUUCAAGAAAGGAGUUUAUAGCCGCUCAGGGUCCGCUACCCAUAACAGUGAAUGAGUUCUGGAGAAUGAUCUGGGAAAAGAACGUCUGCACCUUAGUGAUGCUGACCAAAUGCAAAGAGCAGGGACGAGUCAAGUGUGAGAAGUACUGGCCAUCUGGGACUAGUCAUUACCAUAACAUCUCUGUGACGAUUACCUCAGAGAUACCACUGGAGUGCUGGACCAUACGAGACUUUAGCGUCAAAAAUGUGAAAACAGCGGAGACACGCAAUGUACGGCAAUUCCACUUCACGGCGUGGCCAGAUCAUGGAGUUCCACAGAGCACUGAACUUCUUAAUGACUUCAGACAUGUGGUGAGAGAACACAUAGACCAGUACUCUCGUCACUCUCCAACUAUAGUACAUUGCAGUGCUGGUGUAGGUAGAACAGGGACCUUCAUUGCGAUCGACCGCCUGAUCUUCCAGAUUGAAAGAGAAAGCAUGGUGGACGUCUAUGGAAUCGUUCAUGAUAUGCGAAUGCACAGGCCUUUCAUGGUGCAGACUGAGGCUCAAUAUGUUUAUCUACAGCAGUGUGCCAAUGACAUGAUUCGAUCAAGAACUGGAACCAAUGUAGACUUAAUUUAUCAGAACCCAGAAGCCCUUCAUACCUAUGUAAAUUUUCCAGUUAAGAAUGCAAAUUGAAGAUGGUCAUACGAUCAUAAAAAUGUGAUCAUGAUAGAUAUUACAUACAACAUUUAGUUGUAAUUCUGUGAUUCUGCACAGAAGUAACAUUUCUCCUCAAUACAAACAAUACAAUGACACACAAAAAGAUAUAUAGAUAAACUUAAAAAAAACCCAGAACAUUAUGUAAUAUUUUGAAUAAGAGAUUUUUAUUUUUUUACUUUGACUUAACCAAAGAAUAUAUUUGUAUAAUUUAUCAUAUUUAAGACAAAUGUCAAACUCCUGUAUGUUUCUUCUACUACGUUUUUACUAUGACAGCUUAAUUCUGUAUGCCGAUAUAAGGGACUUUGUGAUUCGUUUUUAUAAAAUGUUUCUUUCUUAUCAGAGUUUACUUAUCAAUAUAGUUAAGUAGCAAUAUGGUUUUUGGUCCUGAUGUAUCAAUGUAAAAUAUAUGCUUUCAGUCAGAGGGAAAUUUCAAUGAAAUGAAAUGGACUUGUAAAAAAAUAUGCUUUGUAAUAUUGUUCAAUAAUUUGGGACUGAAAAAUUGUUUUUUUCCAAUAUCAUAUUUUUAUUUUUUCAUGUUUUUAAUGUUAUUUGUUCCUCCUUUUACUAGAAGGCACUUUAAUAGUUUAGCAUUUCAAAGUAUAUGAUAAAAAUGUAUGUUUUUACAGUGGUAAUGCUUUUGUUGUGAUAUCCAGACAACUAUGUCUAAAUUGCUGACCAUUGCUAAAUUACAUGGAGCACAUUUCCACCAUCGCGCCGAAUCGUUCUCGUUACUUAAUCAUUCCACACCGUGCCGUUCCUUGCAAGCCGGUACGUAAAUGGUUUAAUUUUCCACCGCAGGGCUGAUAACAGAAAUUUUUAGAAAGUAAACACAAACGUGUCACGCGAUGCCUUGGUAACACAAGAGACUGAGCUAUAACGGCUCUCCGUGCGUUCAUUAGCACGAUUCAGCACGGUUAUAGAACCGUACUGAAAAUUCUAAGAUGAGAACAGUUUGUUAUCGUGCCGUGUCGAACCAGGCUCACGUGGAAACAUAACUGUAACCGUUUCAGACUGUGCUUAGAACCGUUCGGCGCGAUGGUGGAAAAGCGCUCAUGGAAUUACAUGACUAUUUUCAUCAGGAAUUAUAACUGUAAUGGUACAACUGUGCUGUUUAAUGGGUUCGUUCUGUGGUAUUGUUUGUAGUUAUCUUAUAUAAAUAAAUAUAUAUAUUUAUCUUUAUUAACUUUAAUUAAUUUAACUUUUUACAUGUAUUUAACACUGUGUACAUGUAUAUGUAUACAGUACUUGGUUGCGUAAAUGUUGAUUAAACUGAUUCAGUUCUUUUGGAAGAUCUAC
Triplophysa rosa is the source of this 4310-nucleotide messenger RNA. RefSeq names its product protein tyrosine phosphatase receptor type Jb, tandem duplicate 1 (gene ptprjb.1). The record is from RefSeq and is a predicted model, not a curated record. The transcript has 31 exons. NCBI's taxonomy places the organism in Eukaryota, Metazoa, Chordata, Actinopteri, Cypriniformes, Nemacheilidae. Gene Ontology annotation, molecular function: protein tyrosine phosphatase activity; protein binding. Gene Ontology annotation, biological process: protein dephosphorylation. Bases 174 to 2990 code for a protein of 938 amino acids.